Molecule: messenger RNA, 1582 nt
Organism: Nomia melanderi (Alkali bee)
Lineage: Eukaryota; Metazoa; Arthropoda; Insecta; Hymenoptera; Halictidae
Product: enoyl-[acyl-carrier-protein] reductase, mitochondrial
Biological process (GO): fatty acid metabolic process
Cellular component (GO): mitochondrion
Molecular function (GO): oxidoreductase activity
Source: RefSeq, a predicted model, not a curated record
AUAAAUGUUUAUACAUGAUAAUAUAUAUUAAUAUGUAUAUUCAUAAUAAGGCGUAUUGUUCUUUAUAAAAAAUUUAAAUAAUAUAAAAAUUCAUAAUUUAUAAAUCACAUAAAGCACAUUGGGCAAUAUUGUCAAUUAAAUUUUCUUUGAAUCAUAUUUUCUCUGAAACGCAAUAUACCCCAUAAUACAUUGGACUGAAUUAAAAUCGGAUCUAAAAUACAUCGCAUUUACAAAGUUACAUUUCAUGUAACAUUGAUAAUUUAUAAAUAAUUUUUAUAUUCAUCGGAUCUGUUACACUAAAAAAAUUAUUACUUAAACGCAUCAUAGAUUGCUUGUCGCUUAGCAAUUAGCAUCAAAUUGUGAUAGAACAUAUAUAACAAAAUGGUUAUGUAUAUAAGAAAGUUAGCUUUACCGUUAUCACGAUUGAAUAGAAUAGAUUUUACAUUAAUUCGCCAAAUGAGCACUGAUCUACAAUUAGAUUCUGUAAAAUCUUUGUCCUACAAAGAAUAUGGAGAACCUGCAAACGUUUUACAUAUUACAACACAGACUAUUUCUCAGCCAGGAAAUAAUCAGGUUUCUGUAAAAUGGUUAUUAGCACCUGUUAAUCCAGCGGACAUAAAUACAAUACAAGGUAAAUAUCCAAGUAAACCACCUUUACCAGCUAUUCCAGGAAAUGAAGGAGUUGGUGAAGUAAUAGCUGUUGGACCCAAUGUAAAAAAUUUAAAUGUUGGAGACAGAAUUGUUCCAAAUGGUGUAAAUUUAGGAACAUGGAGAACGCAUGCAAAUUAUAGUUCAGAAGAAGUUAUGAAGAUUCCUAAAGAUGUUGGACCCAUAGAAGCUAGUAUGUUAAAUGUAAAUCCAUGCACUGCUUAUAGAAUGUUAAAAGACUUUGUAUCAUUAAAACCUGGCGAUACUGUGAUUCAAAAUGGUGGAAACUCUGCAGUAGGACAACUGGUUAUACAAUUAUGUAAAAUAUGGAAUUAUAAAUCUGUCAGCGUUAUCAGAGACAGACCAAAUUUACAGGAAUUAAAGGAUCAUUUAACCAGUUUGGGUGCAGAUGAAGUUUUAACUGAGAAGGAAAUAAGAAGCACUCAAAUUUUUAAAAGCCAAAAAUUAUCACCACCAAAAUUAGCUCUUAACUGUAUUUGUGGACAAAAUGCGUUAGAUGUUAUGAGACAUUUAGCACAUGGAGGUAUUAUGGUAACUUAUGGUGGUAUGUCCAGGGAACCUUUAACAGUUCCAACUUCUGCACUUAUCUUUAAGGACAUAACUUUGAAAGGAUUUUGGAUGACGGCAUGGACAAAAGCAAAUAUAAAUUCUAAAGAACGUGUAGACAUGUACAGUGAAUUAGGAACAUUAUUCCAAGAGAAAAAAUUAAAAGCUCCGCCACAUAAGUUAGUACCAUUUUGUCAGUUUCAAGAGGCUGUUAUAAAUGCACUUAAUGUCGAUGGUAGAACUGGAGUAAAAUAUAUUUUAGAUAUGACUAAAUCUUAAAUUAAUUCUUUUUUUGAGUAAUAGGAAUUUUAUAAUUUCUUAAUAAAACAGUUACAUUUUAUAAAUAUUUAGAAUCUUAAAAUAUAAU